CUCAUGUUUGUCAGCGCAUUAUUCUACCGUCCCCUCCAUGCUAAGUAUAAUCGUGUACACGCAGAAUCAAAAGAGAGAGCCAAGCUGUUUGACUUGUCGGUAUGGAAGAUAAAGCCGUUCGUGUUUUUGGUUGCAUCCAUAUCACUGCUACACAUUGGCUACUUUAUUCCCUUCAUUCACUUGGUGAGGAAUGUUAGAUAUUAUAAAAUGAUUGAAUACUUGUUUCCUCAAACAUAGGAGAUAUGCAUAAUCGGAAUUUGCUCCUUAAUUCCAAAAAGGCUCGAAACUCAUGAAAAAUUGCGCAGCAAAGUUUCGCCAUGACAUGAUUUGUCUGCUCAUCGUUUUCAGUUGAACGGCUACACGUUCUUAGCGCGUUAACGAAACCAUGAAUUUUAGGUACUCUCAUUGAAUCCGUUAUGUUACGCUGUUUAGGUUUGGGAGACUCGUGACCUACAAAGGUUCUUAUAUGGCGCAUAUCACAACAUACCGUUCUCAGUAAUCAUGAUUUUCCAGUUUGUCAGUGGUUAGAGGAUCCGGCAGGUACUUGCACGACUCUUUUAACAAAAAAAUCUCUCUCAAAAUAUCGCAGAACAAAGAAUGCCUAUGAACAAGAGAAUCUUUUAUGUUCUCUGACUUGCUAUUAAUUAAAGAAUCAAUACAUGGACAAGAGCUUUUCAUGUCAUACACACACUGUUAAAGCCUUAGCCGGUGGAGUUCAAUAAACUGCUCAGCUGAAGUGGACUAAGCUUCUUAGUAACUUUCUUGAACUGUUCCAUUGUAGAAAACCGAUUGCGUGCUCCUAACGUCGAACGCAACCAUAUCUUGGGCAAUCCUGUGUUUCCUGUGUUCGCCUAGCUUUUGACAGUUAAACUGACAAUUUCUCAGUUCCACACUCUUGUUCUACCUGAAAUGUAUUCUUAGGUGGCCUCAAAAGGUGCUCUAAAUACUUUAUUACAUUUUCAGCCUAAUUACUCUGAGAUUCUUGGUGUACCUGAGUCUAAAGCCUCUUUGCUAAUAGGCUUUCUUUCCAUUGCUUCAACCCUGUCACGUGUUCUCUUUGGCCUUAUGCUCAACCACCCU
Messenger RNA from Porites evermanni, 1080 nucleotides. The record is from the annotation of a GenBank genome assembly. Lineage: Eukaryota; Metazoa; Cnidaria; Anthozoa; Scleractinia; Poritidae.